Trichoplax adhaerens is the source of this 1071-nucleotide messenger RNA. RefSeq lists its product as uncharacterized. The transcript has a single exon. Gene Ontology annotation, molecular function: G protein-coupled receptor activity. The record is from RefSeq and is a predicted model, not a curated record. Gene Ontology annotation, cellular component: membrane. The coding region runs from base 1 to 1071 and encodes 356 amino acids. NCBI's taxonomy places the organism in Eukaryota, Metazoa, Placozoa, Uniplacotomia, Trichoplacea, Trichoplacidae. Gene Ontology annotation, biological process: G protein-coupled receptor signaling pathway.
AUGCCUUCAUUGGGGCAAUCUAUAAUAUCGCUUUUAGCGAUGCAAUUAACCGCAGCCAUAUCUUCGGUUAUCAUUCUAUCCUCAGGGUGGAUUGCCAAUAUAUAUGUCCUGAUUAUUAUAUUCAGGAACAGAAAAUAUAAAACCUUGGAUAAAUUUCACUGCUUACUUGCUAGUUUAGCACUCUAUGACAUCUUAACUCUCUUACUAUAUUGGCCCUAUGAGCUCAAUCAAAUCUUCAACCAUUGGUAUUUCGGCGAAAUCUUGUGUCAUAUCUGCAAUGGCUUUACGGUUUAUUUUAAUGCAGCUUCAGCAUUAACCAUUGUUGCCAUGGCUAUUGAUCGUUAUCAAAUCGCAGUAAAAGUUACCAUUUCUAAUGUUAAAAGUGAAUGGAAAUUGGCAACCGUCAUCAUUAUAGCCAUAAUUGCUUUGGCUUUCUCAUUACCAUCGAUUAUAUUUACAGAUGUAGAUUUUAAUUAUGUUCCAUUUUCACUGUAUAGUGGAUCCACGAGUACUGCAAUACUCGGUUUAAGCUGUCAUUUAGCUUUACCACAGUUUCAGUUCCAUAAUAACACUAUUAUAUUAAGGCGUUCGGAGCAAAUCUAUUAUACCUGUGGAUAUGUCUUACUUUACAUACUGCCAUUGAUUAUAGUGAUCAUAAUAUUCGCAAAAACCAAGCAUCAUUUCUCUCAGCCAGAAUCAGUGGAUGAGAAAGAAAUGAUAGAUUCACACAAGAAAAUGAUUCAAAUGGUUUUAGUCUUGAUGAUAACGCAUGUAAUCGUAUGGACUCCAUUAUUUAUUUGUAAUUUUAGAGAUGUCUAUGGCGCAGGAAUGACUGUUAAUCAGCACUAUGUAUUCUAUCUCCUUCGACUAAUUUCAAAGUUAAUGGGCAUUAGCAAGUGUGCUAUUAAUCCUGUCAUUUAUGCAUAUUUUUGCCCCUACAUUAAGCAUCCAUUAAUUUAUUUGUUAAAGCAAUGUUUUGGAUCGCCCUCAUCAGAUUUGGUAGUUCAGCCAUUGCGACCAAAUGAAGUUGCUCCUUUAUUAUCUGCUGUUGAAAAAGAUAAUAAGGAGUAG